AUGAUGGCGUUACAUGUCAAGAAUAGAGAUGCUUCUUAUUAUCAAAGUGCCGAUUAUUACGGAAAUUCGGUGCCUUUAAACUAUCGGAAUAACAGACAUUAUUUCGCCCGGUUACCAGGUAGGAAAAGGGUCGCAUUCAUUGCUGUCAGUAGCCGUGACACUGCGAAUGGAUGGAUGCAUGCAGCCUCAGCUAAAAUGUAACCAGUGCAAUUUUCUGAUUUAAGAGGGUGUAAACAUGUUGGUAUUAUACUGUAUGUUAGUGUACAGCUUAGUGUACAGCUAUAAAACAUUUUUGUCGAGGUUGAGCCUUCCCAUUAAUUUGAAGAGAUUAGACCAACAGUCAUGUUGAAAUUAAAUCAGUAAUCAGAGGUUGCUGAUCAAUUCAACCCAAAAUAUAUGUCAACAAAAAUGUGUUGAUUUGCUGUAUCCACAGCACCAUCACUGUUCCUCAUUCUCUUUCAGUGCAGGUGUGAUGUGGUGGAUUGGUGUUUCAUGUAAAAUCAGCUAAAGUAAUAAUGGUCAGACCGGUGGGUGUAGAAUGACAUGAUGGUCCCCUUGUUUAGGGGGAGGACCACGUUUUUGACAGUCUCGGUUCCCAACUCUUGAAAUCUGUCUACUCUUGUCAUGGCACAAGCUCAUUGACACACCAUGGUGUAGUGUACAUUAUUCACAUGAUGAUAAUGGUGUUGAUAAUGAUUAUUAUGAAUAACAGCUUGGGUCUGGACUUGAGUUUACCUUGUUCUAUAUUCUCUUAAGUGGUUAAACCUGUUUAUAUAGCAUAUUUUGCAACAUCAUCUUUCAAGACCUAAUUGUAUUGAGUUGGUCUAUUCAGUCUGCUGUAAUCAGAUGAAAUGGCAUUGUCCACUAAAAUAGGUUGAAAGAGCUGAGUCUGGCAGGUCACAUCCCUGGAGAUGUUAUAAAUGCUUGAUAAGCAACUUCAUUUUGUACUAUACCCUGAUUUCAUAUAGCUUUAUUGGUAAACAUUAGUAUUGACAGAUUUGAUCAUUCAGUCUUGUUUUAUGACAGCCUCCAAGCUGCCCCCCAAUCUUAGCCUAUAGUCUUCGUGUCAACUAUCGCUCACUUGAACUGGCAAUAAUGAGUCCUUUCAGACUGCUAACUCAAUAGCCUAACUGCUGUGUUGCCAUCUCUAACUAGGCUAACUAAUGGGUACGUUUAAGAGGCAAUUAAUCUGUUAUCUGCAUGACCGAGUGUUAACAAAAUACCAUAGGUCUCAGGGUCUUUCAACACAUCUCCAUGCUAAAACCAUGUCUAUCGUGAGACUUUGCAAUGCAUUUAACAUUUCGCAAAUCAAAUCAAAUUUUAUUGGUGACAUACACAUGGUUAGCAGAUAUUAAUGCGAGUGUAGCAAAGUGCUUGUCAGAGUAAGAGGACUGUAAUUCUCUAAUUAAAAUAUGAAGUUCUUAUGAGUUCCCUUCAACCUUUCUCCAUUCAAAGACUAGUCAUGCACUUGAUUCCACUGCAUGAGGCAUACACUUUUCACUCCAUAAUUGAUGUGGCAGAGGUGACAGUAUAAAAGGCAUGAAAUAACUAUAAGUAUGUGACAAACACCUCUCACUGUGAAGGGCUAUUCAACUUUUGGAGGUUCUUGGUUAUUUUUUUUUCUGUACAGAUACCAAAUGAUAGAAUUAGAACCCUCUCCUUUAAAACCCCCAAAUACUUUUCUUAUUAAGCUAAUUCGCUCCAACACAGAGACCCAAGGCCAUCCCUCAUGAUACAUGGCCAAUGACUACUAUGCUCAUUAAUAUCCCAGGACUUGCAUUUUACUUGAGAUCCCAGUGUUAUGUCUCAGGAGGAGUGUUUUAUACCCAAGAUUAAAAAAUAUUACUUUUACUUUGACCUUGGGCUAUGACAAUGUAGGUUCCUGACUAUUUUGGGGAUUAGGCUAUAUUCUCCAAUGAGCAUGUGAUUCAGGUUUGUCUCCUUGUUACUCUGCAUGAGGAAAGCAGUUUACAGUAUACUGGACCGCAAGGCUAAGCAGAUUAGCAGUUUGGUUUCUACUUCAUUGAAAAACCCAGAAAACAUGUAUAUGUAUAUUUUUUGUAUAUGUAUAUUUUCUUGGAAAAAAGAUGUCACACUCAUAUUUGAGAAUUUUCAGGUGUUUGGAUUACAUUAUGUUAUUUAUCAGAAUAACAUUGAUGUAUACAGUGGGCCUAGUAUUGCCGGGAAAAUAAUUUUGUUUGUUAUCGGAAAGUUCCAUUUCAAGCAUGCCAUUCACUUGGUGUCACUGCAUGGCUGCUGGAAUCAAAAACAUCCCACACUGUUAUUGGGUCUCCAAUCUGAGUUGAUGCAGCAGAAACAUCAGACAUGAGCACAGCCACUGACCCAUCCCCCACAUCAACCCUUAUGCAGAAAAAAUGUGGCCACACAUGAUUGCCUGAAAUGUAUCCAGUCAAGCAGGCAAUAGUCUGUUUGAAUCAGCACCAGAUCAAGAGAUGAUUGAGGAACUUAUUUUCGCAAGGAGCAGAGCCCAUGCUUGACUGCAGGGGAAGUGUAAUAUUCACAAUGACUGCUGGACUGUGAAACCCACCAUUGUUCUAUUUGUUAGUGUCAGUUUCACUAGGGAGAAAUGAACACAGUUGAUGACUGUAGUUCUUGCUUCCUCCCAAUGUUAUACAGCCAUUACAUGGCUAUAAUAAGUGUAGAAUCUAGUCUAAUACAUACUUUGCCAUCAUUGCAUUGGCCCUCAGGACCAGAGUCUAUGCUGACGCCUUCAAUGAGCCUUUUUGGCCAGCAACAGCCGUUGUUCCAGCCAAUGCCUUCUACACAUACCCUUGGACCCCCUCCACAGACCCUCAGGCCGUCUACACCAGUGGUAGUGGCCCCGGACCCCCUCCUUUUCCCCCUCUACAGCCCUCUGUCUGCCAAACCACCCGCUCACCUCCAGCUGAUGCAGGGCCCCCCCUGCCCUGUCCCCUGCCCUGUCCCACCUCCAACUGCCCAGGUGGCCCUCAGCACCAAGCCCCAGGAGGAAGAGGCUCAGAUUGGGGCCACAGACCAGGACGCUACCUUGGAUGAGCUGUGUAAGCCUCUGUACUGCAAACUGUGCAACGUCACCCUCAACUCUGCCCAGCAGGCACAGGCCCACUACCAGGGUAAAAACCACAGUAAGAAGCUGAGAAAUUUUUAUGCAGGCAGCCAGCAGCUGCCUGCCAUCAGGAUUCCAGAGGUAAUAGAACCAGUUUCCCAGCAACCCCUCACGACUCCACCAACUGAGAGUACAACUCCAAAACAGCCGGUGUCAUUUAACGGUGCCAGCAGGGUGAUCUUAGCCACGGAGAACGACUACUGCAAGCUGUGUGACGCCUCGUUCAGCUCACCUGCCGUGGCUCAGGCGCACUACCAGGGCAAGAACCAUGCCAAGAGACUGCGGCUGGCUGAGGCCCAGCAGAGCAGUAGCAUCAUAGAGUCAACUGAGUGUGUCCAGAGGCGUCCGAAGAAAGAGGGGAGCGAGUACAAGUUGAUCAAGAACCGCAGGACCUCACAGGUGCCUCCUGCCAUGCCAGAUCAGAUGUAAGUAAAGUAAGUAAGCCUUGGACAAGUAAGCCUUGUCAGAGCCAGAACGGCCCAUAACGAUCAGAUGAAUUCAGGGAUGUUCAUAGUCUUCUUCAGAAGGUACAGUAUAUGUUUGAGGGUAGAUGUGGUUGCCCAUUUCCUUUUCAUUGAUACCAAUGAAGCCUUUGACGGCUGGUGAAUGAGACUGAUAUGCAUGUGAAUAUGUAUAUGUAUAUCACAUGUCCAGGCAGCAAGCAGGUGGAGGCUAUUGUUUUUUGCUCCAUGGUCGUAGCAGCAGUGAAUACCCCUCUCUCAUCACCACCUUUACCAGGGAAAUGUCGUAGGAAAGUUGAGGGGGUGGCCGAGGCUGAGGCUGGUUAGUCACUGUGAACUCACUAAGCACAGGCCCUCACUAAGCACAGCAACCAACAGCCACUCUGCUGAUCCACAGACACAGCCUACUCAGGUGGCAGGUGUCCAUCAGACAGAGCCCUCACAGUCCACUGUUCAUCCCCGUACCACUCUCCGAAGAGUCGCGAAAUGUACAUUUAUACACAAUUGUGCAUGUGUGAAAUCGGACAAAUAUAAACUCCCACCAAUUGUUUUUAAUUAUUAUUAUCCACCCCCAACCUCCCACCACCCCACUCCACAUACUCUGCACCAUGGCCUUCUCCCCUUGGAUCAUAGGACACAACUGCACCCACUCGCUUCCCUUCCCUCAGGGCUCAGAGACUUUGCUGAUUUAAUUCCAGAAAUAGAACAGUCUCUCGCUGAGAAAUGUGCUUUGUCUGUCAGAAUUACUCUGCAAGGGUCCGUGAUGGUUGCCUCCAGCCAUACACACAGAUACAGCAGAGCAUCUAUUUUCUGACCAACAUACAGUACAUCUCCCUUCUUCUAAUGUGGGACACAUGUGUAUUUCUUCUUGUAACAUUCAUAUGGCCAUGGCAGUGGAAAGCUCAUCCUAUGCACAGCCAGCCUUCCAUCCCCAUGCAGUGCCUGGCAUCUAUCUGCCACUUCCAUCUUUUCACACAGUGUUCACUGGUGAGCAGCAGCUCAACACUCACUCCAUCACUCACUCUCCAUCAUUAUGGUGUGUAUGUCUUGAUGUGUGACCCAGCCCCCUACUACAACCCCCGGCCCAGGCAGAGGAUCCCCAGAGACCUGGCCAUGUGUGUGACGCCCAGCGGCCAGUUCUACUGCUCCAUGUGCAAUUCUGGGGCCAGCGAGGAGUCCAACUUCCGCCUUCACCUGGAGAGUAAGCAGCACAAGAGCAAGGUGUCGGAGCAGCGCUACCGCAGCGAGAUGGAGAAUCUGGGCUACACUUAGGAGUUCAGCGCCACAGCACAGGGGAGGAGAGGGGAAUGGGGGGGGGGGAUUCACACUGAAUUUUGCCAAUAGUAUAGAAAGAACCCGCCAGGCUGUGGGGUAUUGGGGAAGUUUAUCUCACAAUCGGUUUCCUUUCCCCAGUUUAAACCCUGUUAUUACUUGAGUUUGAGUAGCUGAACAUUGCUAUGUGUAGUAGAGGAAAGAUAAGUUCUAUUACAGGCUUCUACCAGCCCAGGUGAAUGUACUGUGAUUGCGAUGACAAUUAUUAAGUAAUGGGUAUUUUUUUCAAUUGUAAAAAAUCUGACUGACUGUUCUCUUUCCUCAUGUGUGUUUACAUGGGUUUGGUAUGACUCCAAGCAUCUUGGACAUGCCAGUCAACUCAACCUCUGGUCCUGGUCCCUUAUUAUUUUGGGAUGAUAUUAAAGCUAGCUGCUGUAAGCGCUUGACUUCCCUAUGGGAGGUGUGCUUUUCGAAGAGCAGAGUAACUCAGGAGAAUAUAGAGCAGGACUAGAUUUAAUUGGGGGGAUUUAGGGUUACUUCCACAUGACCUCAACUUUGUUUAAUUUAGAGAAAGGGGAAUUUAGACUGUUCAAAGCCCAAUUUGUUCAGAGGAGGAACACAAAGUUUGAGUUCUUAUUCCUAUAUAUCUACCCCUUAAUCCAAUGCAUGUGUACAAGUAAAUCUAGGCAUUCAUUGUCUGGUGCUUUUUUUUUUCAGUCACAGAAAAAUGAUCGAUCGUUAACAGUGUGUUCUCUCUGGCUCUCAGAUUAUGUGUUUUUCUGUGUCAUAAAUGCUCUUGUAACCUAUUUUAAAAUGGCCUUUUUUGUAGUUCUAGUCAGACCAUGGUUUAUUUGUUUUAAUUUAACAAUGCCUUUUGAUUUAUAAGAUUUACUAUGUAUUGUUUUCUCUUUAUGAGUGUUUGUUUUUACAGACAAUUAGCCAGAGAAAAUAUCUACUGUUAUCUAAUGUAGGGGGGAGCUUCAUGUGCAACAUCACUUUAUUUGUAUACACUUGAUUAUACUUUCAUAUUUCACUGUAUAAAUUAUGUUUGUGCAAUGUACAUGUGUGCAUGAUAUUAUCAGAAUAUAAAUAUAUUUAAGUAUUCAUAAUAUGCUACUAGUGGGAGUGGAGGAACUAGGCCAGUUCGAGAGAGACAGAGAAGGGACCAUUAUAUUGGGCACAAGGUAGUGUAUGGGAAGGAGUAUUGCUCUUGUUAUAGAGAAGUGGGUGGAGUUUCAUACUGAUUGAUUGAUUGAAUUUGUUAGAUAAUUAAAAGUAGCAGGCUUCUCCAGCCGGAGACAACAUUACACUAUUACAGGAUUUGCUUUAAUUAUUGUUAUUUGUUCUAUAAGUUCUAUUGAUGUGUAUCGAUCUGAUUUGUAUCAAAUGUUUACAGAGAGUGGUCUAAAGGGAAGUCGAUCACAUUUAAUGUUGGAUCCAUCCACAUGUUGCCCGUUCCUUAAACCUAAUUUGUCUUGGCCUACUGGAACUCUCCCAGAAAUCUCAUCUCCACUUUUUUUCAAGCUGUUUUAAUACAUAUUCAGUGCUUCUCAACAUUCAUUUUGUGAUGGACUGCACCCAGGGCUAUGAUUUUCUUUGAAACCACUCAUUAAAUGGGAUACAUUGAUUAUGUUACACAUUAACUGAUCUAUAUUGUUCAGAUUAACCACCCAGAGCAAAUAAGCUAUUUCUAUCUGGGCCUAGCACAGCAGUGGAAUUAACCACUUUCAUAAUGAUAUGUAACAUACCCCUUAAAAGGGGAGUGUGUAUCUCACAGAGUAUACAGUGUGGAUCUGAGUGCAAUUCAUUAGUCCAAUGUUAGUGGUCAUCCUACUCGAUGCCCUAUUUCUGUUUAAGUAAGUGGAGUUGUGUUUGACUGCUGCUACACAUCCAUCCAUGCUAGUUUUAUGGCUGUGGCUGUGCAGUCUGUGCUCUGUCCUCUGAGGCAUUAGGCAGGAGCCAUUCCUUGCUGGGAGUAGAGUAGUGCUGCAGCAGCACAUCUGUUUGCCGCUCUAUCAGGGAGUGUGACCUGGCAUGGGAACAGGCCCUACCCCAGGGAGAUCCUCACAGGCACAACAAACACUAUCCAAUGGACCUAUCUGUGUACUCAGGUCAUUGUUGAUUUCCUACUCUCCUCUCCUCCAACAAGAUAUCAUUGUCCGCUAUGCAUCAUGGCUGGCUCUGAGUUUGGCUCUCUUCAUCUUUUGUUCAGAAAUAUAAUUUCUCAAAGACAGAUGGGUUUAUAAAUGUUGAAUGAAGUGAACUAUAUCUAGGGAUAAGGGAUGAAAAUAAGGGAUAGCUGCAGUGCCUUUGUAAUGUCACACAAUCACAUUUGAUCUCAUGGCUGCCUUCUGCACAAACAUGAUUCUCAAGAACAAUCAACUCCAUUUCCAUUGGAGGCAGAAAUAUUGCCUCUGGUGCAAUAUUGCAAAUGUGGGAUCCAAAGAUCCCAAUUAAAUUGAAUUGACUUCCCUUUAGAGAAAAUAAUUCUAUAAUGUCUUGAAUGUACGUAUAUUUGAAGAAUAACAGAAUGACAACAGUUGUUUUUGAAACAAUUGGAACACCUAUUUUGUUCAUGGUAUAAUAUUGACUAACUAUUUAAUUAAAAAAUGUUAUACAUGUUAUUUAUCUGGAUGUAUUGAGUUGGGAAACUGGGUUGGGGAUUGGGAGUUGCAUGGGGCGAGUGGCAGUGUGUGUGUGAGAGAGAAUGUGUGUAUGGACACAUUGUAUGACAGGGUCAUCUGACAAACUUGUGUUUCCCGUUAAUAUGGUGGUCUACAGAUUAUGCUCCCAGACAUAAAUACUGCUCUAAUACUCAGCGUUGAUCAAAAUAAGGCAUCUCUAGUGAAAUGUUAAUCUUGAUUAGUAGACAGUAUGUAUGGCAAAAUAUGACCCUAAAAUAUCUUAGUUUUUUAUCCCCCUUUACUGCUCAGAUAAACUAUGGCAAAUGUUAUGUUUUCUGAGUGGAUGACUGAAAGGAGUUUAGGAUGAUUUUAUAGGAGACGUUGCUUUCUAAAUGUUGUGUAGUUCUAAAAUAUGAUGAAUCAGUUGUUUUGGGAUCAUAAUGGUAAUCCAUUUUUUACCUAGUAACUACUUUGCUCUAUUCUGAUUGGUUUGUCAAUUGUUGGAGGAUAACAGGAAGUAAUUAUGUUAUAUGUUAUGUUAUAUGCAUGGUAGCAAGUUAGGAGAAUUUACACAGCAGUUUAGGAGAAUUAACAUAGCAGGUUAUGAGACUGUGGUUAAAGUUAGGAAAAGGGCAAGGCUUAACACAAAUGCUAUCCUAAACUUCUACGAAAAUCACUUUUGUAUUGAAGUGGUGCGAAAAGAGUGUGACCCGGCUGCUGUAACCUGCUGUAACCCUUCAUAUAUACACUCCCCUACUUAUUUAUUUGAACAAUGAUGCUAAAACAUAGAAAUUAAUGGUAAAUAAUGCAUUGCGUCAUUUUGUAGUCACUUUUAUUGUAAUUAAUAAUAUAAAAUGUUUCUGAACACUUGUACAUUAAUGUUGAUACUACCAUGAUUACGGAUAAUCCUGAAUGAAUCGUGACUAAUGAUGAGUGCUUAACUUACAAACUUACAAAAAUCAUUGUUCAGGGGGUAUGAUAUUUAUGCCUCUGUAACUUUCUCAUUCAUCCUUAUUUAUGAUUCAGUCAUGAUUAUCUGUAAUCAUGGUCGCAUCCACAUUAAUGUACAAGUGUUCAGAUUUAUUUUGUUGCUGUUUUAUAGCUAAUCUCAUGCUAUUUUACACAUUCUGCCAUGAGGCUGAGAGAUAAUUUAGCUUUUUUAGAGUUCAGGGAUUCUUGAAAGUGGGGACAAACCAUGUAAAGGAACAACCCCCCCUCCCCCACCCCCCCAAAAAUAAAAAAUAAUAAUCUAACUGGAUUUAUGUCAACUUUGAUGACACAUCAUAAAAGCAAUUAAAUGUUUACAAUUAUUGUCCAACAAGUGUUUAAAGGCCUUGAUUGUUUAAUUAUAACAUUAUAUUAUUCAAAUAUUUAAUACAACUCUCCAAACUGUUUUUUGUUUUGUUUAAAAGCAUUAAUGCUCCAGGGGAAAUUUGUUUGCAUUUUGGCAUGUUUUUUCUAGAUUUAGAACUUAAAACUACAUUUAUAAAGCAAACAUUAGACUAUCCUUAAGGGCUAGCACAGCAAAUACUAAAAAUACAUAUGUUUUUAGAACAGUGAUAAAAAAAAAAGAAUAUUUAUCAAAAAGUAUCUAUU
Oncorhynchus kisutch (coho salmon) is the source of this 9059-nucleotide messenger RNA. RefSeq names its product zinc finger matrin-type protein 3-like. Gene Ontology annotation, molecular function: zinc ion binding; nucleic acid binding. The transcript has 5 exons. Lineage: Eukaryota; Metazoa; Chordata; Actinopteri; Salmoniformes; Salmonidae. Bases 2588 to 3535 code for a protein of 315 amino acids. The record is from RefSeq and is a predicted model, not a curated record.